AUGAGGAUGUUUGUCGCAGCUACGAGCCACAAGGCGAGGAGCGCUGGAGUCUUCUACUGUCUGGUGUUGCUCGCUGUCAGCUUCCCUUUCUUUUAUUUAAGUGACAGAUAUUUAACGUGCCCCGUCCCCGCGGACAACCCGCCGGCGACCAGCGACCAGCCGGUGACCAGCGAGGGAAAACUGAGACAGAGCAUCGAUUUAGAUGACACGCUUAACUUUGGCGUCAGACCAACGGUUCAAACAAGCACAUCCUGGAAUGCUCCCAUCAUCUGGGAGGGGAUGUUUGACCCCAACCUUUACGACCAAAAGCACAUCGAAGGCGGCUCAUCUGUGGCCCUCACCGUCUUUGCUGUGGGCAGGUACCUGGAGGCCUACCUGAAGACCUUCCUCACCUCUGCAGAACAACACUUUAUGUUGGGAUUGCCAGUGACAUAUUACGUGUUCACGGAUCUACCAGAGGAGGUACCGGACAUCACACUCGCUCCUCAGCGAAGCCUGAAGGUUAUCCAGGUGAAGAAGCACUCCAGGUGGCAGGACAUCUCCAUGAUGCGCAUGAAAAUCUUAUCCAAAAUCAUAGAAUCAGAGAUCCGUCACCACUGCAAUUAUGUCUUCUGCUUUGAUGUGGAUCAGGAGUUUAAGGGGAGAUUUGGCUCGGAGGCUCUGGGGGAUUCUGUGGCUUUGCUACACGCCCACUACUACAGACUUCCAAAGGAGAGGUUCACUUACGACAGAAACCCCAGAUCCAAAGCUUUCAUGGAAACCGGUGAUUUCUACUACCAUGCUGCUCUCUUUGGAGGCUUGUGGGAAAAUGUCAAGAGUUUGACAAAUGCCUGCUAUGUGAGCAUCAUGGAGGACAAACUAAACAACGUGGAGGCUCUGUGGCAUGAUGAGAGUCAUCUGAACAAGUACUUUUGGCUCAACAAACCAAGCAGACUGCUCUCCCCUGAGUACUGCUGGGACCCGAGUAUUGGUGACAAGCGGGACAUAUACGUCACUCGGCUAAUAUGGGCACCCAAACAUUACGACACACUUCGGACUCCGUAG
Messenger RNA from Chelmon rostratus (copperband butterflyfish), 1044 nucleotides. RefSeq names its product N-acetyllactosaminide alpha-1,3-galactosyltransferase-like. NCBI's taxonomy places the organism in Eukaryota, Metazoa, Chordata, Actinopteri, Chaetodontiformes, Chaetodontidae. The transcript is spliced from 5 exons. Gene Ontology annotation, biological process: carbohydrate metabolic process. The record is from RefSeq and is a predicted model, not a curated record. Gene Ontology annotation, cellular component: membrane; vesicle; Golgi apparatus. Bases 1 to 1044 code for a protein of 347 amino acids. Gene Ontology annotation, molecular function: hexosyltransferase activity.